AACUUGCGAUGCGCGCAAUGGCGGGGUUCAUGAAACUCUUUGCGGCCACUUCAGUUCCUGGGGUAUUGCGCAUCCCUGGCCGUUGGGUGUGGAGCGAGAAUAGCAUCGGUCCCUGGGGCUAUGUAGUGGUGCAAGAGGAUGCAGCAACGCUGGUGGACCCUCCAUAUUUCUCGCAGGAACUUGCCACACAAAUCCGCGAGAUAGCUCCAAAGGGCGUGUCUCACAUUCUCCUCACUCAUGAUGAUUUUGUUGGCAUGAGUGGCCAUGAGCAGUGGCAUCAAGAAUUCGACCAACAGCCUUUGCGCGUGGCACACCGUGCUGAUUGUCGCGGGCUGGAGCUCCAACUUGAUGGUCCUGGCCCUUGGAAGGUGGGAGACUUUGAGGUGUACCAUGUGCCGGGACACUCCGCUGGAUCUCUCUUCUACGUGCUUCCAAAGUUGUCAGCGAUUUUCACAGGGGACAGCUUGGGUGAUUGGUCUGGCCCCACCGGCUUCCCACAGCAUUGCCGCUUUGGGCGAAGCCGCCAAGCUGCUUCGUUGCGAGGCUUUGCAAAAUAUGUCGGCUUUGCUACUGCCGUGCUGCCGAGCCAUGGCAAGCCAAUGUAUUUCCAAAAGGAAGAGCAGUGGGUCGAAGCCAUCAAUCAGGCAGCAAAUGGGUUGGAGGGUUAGGAACAAUGCCAAUGUGCUCACUGCAGGUGUUGGGGCCAACCGUUGUUUUGAACUCUGCACGACUUGUAAAUUUUGCAGCCUGUUGAGCCGUACCACUAUUUUGCUACUUCCUUUGGAGGCAUGGCACUUGGAUGAUUCCCUGCUCCUGGUUUCCCUGGUGCAUUGAUUCGCUGAGUGCUUUGCAGUGCAUUGGUCAAUUUUUGGUUUUGGUUUGUACAGGAUCCCCUGAGCCGAAAUCCAUCCUCGCAUUCUUUUCCCAGAUUUCUGUGAAAGAUGAAGCUGGCUCUUGUUUGGCUGGCUGGAUCUUGGCUGGGAAUCAAUUCGUCCACGCAAAGCUUGGGCGGACUAUGAUGCAUUGUGUGUGAAGGGUUGCGGAAGCUCUGUCUAUGUAUGGGCUAGCAAUGGCUUGAGCGCAUAGACUAUAGACUUCCACGACAAAACUUUCGCACCCUGCACAUAAAAGAGCAUCAUGUUUUGUGGUUCGUCUCUUCAGCUGCCUUUCCUGCGCAGCCACUGCAUGAGACGCCGCAUCAGAGACAGAGCUGAAAAGGAG
Cladocopium goreaui is the source of this 1221-nucleotide messenger RNA. The record is from the annotation of a GenBank genome assembly. Lineage: Eukaryota; Dinophyceae; Suessiales; Symbiodiniaceae.